AUGGGGAAGCCCAGAGCCAAACCACGCCAGAAGGUGGUGGCCAAAGGCACAUCGCCACGGUCAUUACGCGCAGCUCAACGUCAAGCAAACGCUCAACAGGCGUGCACUCUCCCCACCGGCUCCAACGCUCGUCUGGGGGCGGUGCAGGCACGGCGGGAACCACAGCCUCACGGCUCACAGGAGCAGAGGCAUACGACGGUGGCGGCGGGGGUGGCGGCGCCACACCGGCAGGAUGAGAGGCAGGCGGAGGAGUCUGCGGAGGAAGCCGAGGCCGCGGCUGCAGCGUCUAAGACUCGCCGAAAGGGAGAGGCGUUGGAAGAGGGGGAUGCGGUUGCUGCGACACCACUGACAGCAACCCAGGAGGCGCGGGAGAUGACGCAAGCACCAACGGUGGACGCGGAGCCUGCACAGGGGGAGGCUGCUGCUGGAGCUGCCACUUCUGCCAACGGUUCAGUCUCUCUGCUGCCUCUGUCGACGACGCAACAUGUUCGGGUCCCCGAGUCCUCCUCGUGGAGGGGAGCGAUAGGAUCGGCGGAAGGGGUGGGCAUGGGCGCCGGGGGAGCGGUACACAGGGGAACGACGGCGGCAAUGCGGGUCGCGUUCACGGUCGAGCCCGCCUUCAGCCAGCGCCGCGGCGACUCGGAGCAGCGCUGGCACCUGCCCACCGGGCCCCUCCGGGGAUGGCAUCAGCAAGGGCAGACACCACAAGAACCAAAGCUCCAGCCCCAUUGCCGACCGAAGAAGGAGUGA
Messenger RNA from Closterium sp. NIES-65, 750 nucleotides. The record is from the annotation of a GenBank genome assembly. Lineage: Eukaryota; Viridiplantae; Streptophyta; Zygnematophyceae; Desmidiales; Closteriaceae.